AUGAAUUCUUCUAUUGAUGAUAAAAUUAUCUAUCAAAAUACAAUAGAUAAUAAUUCUUCUAAUAUUAAUCCACCAACUAAAUCACGUCGUGGUCGUAAACGUAUCACAGAUCCAAUACUAGCAACAGAAUUAAAAUAUCAUCGUCGUUCACGUGCUAAUGAUCGUGAACGUACAAGAAUGCGUUCACUCAAUGAAGCACUUGAACAUUUACGUACAUUAUUACCAAUUGAUACAUCAUCUUAUUAUACUUCAAAUAAUUCAACAAAUCCUGUUCCUAUUGUAGAAGAUAAAUUAACAAAAAUUGAAACACUUCGAACAGCUUCUGCAUAUAUUCGUUUAUUAACUGAUUUACUUGCAGAUGAUAAUAAAAGUUCACCAACGUCAAAUUCAUACUCAUACAAUAUGUCUAAUCAACAACAACAACAAGUAUAUCAACAUUCAUCUUAUUUUUCCUAUGCACCAUCUUAUUCUUAUUAUAAUCCUUAUUGUUAA
Molecule: messenger RNA, 492 nt
Organism: Rotaria sordida
Lineage: Eukaryota; Metazoa; Rotifera; Eurotatoria; Philodinida; Philodinidae
Source: the annotation of a GenBank genome assembly